AUGUCGGGCGGCGUCAUGUCCAACAAGAAACUCCAAAAAAUUAUGACCCAGCCGAUUAACCUGAUUUUCAGGUUUUUCACGCAACGCAUGCGGGUCCAAAUUUGGCUGUACGAACAGCCGGACAUGAGAAUUGAAGGGCGCAUCAUGGGCUUCGACGAAUAUAUGAACAUGGUUCUGGACGACGCAGAGGAAGUUUACUUGAAGAAGAGAACUCGCAUUCCUGUCGGCCGCAUUCUGCUAAAGGGCGAGAACGUGACUCUGAUCAUGGCGACCUAA
Molecule: messenger RNA, 276 nt
Organism: Toxoplasma gondii ME49
Lineage: Eukaryota; Apicomplexa; Conoidasida; Eucoccidiorida; Sarcocystidae
Product: small nuclear ribonucleoprotein E, putative
Exons: 3
Coding region: 1-276 (91 amino acids)
Biological process (GO): mRNA splicing, via spliceosome; spliceosomal snRNP assembly
Cellular component (GO): U1 snRNP; precatalytic spliceosome; U4/U6 x U5 tri-snRNP complex
Molecular function (GO): RNA binding
Source: RefSeq, a predicted model, not a curated record